CCACUAGAUGUGCUGUGUCACCGUUCGGCGUAGCCCUACAUAAGCACACCUGUGCCUGGCUUAGUGCACACUUGACGUGAAACAUCGCUACACUCUACACGCUCCUGCUAGCUCCACACUUCAGCAUGGCUCCCAAGUACAAGCUGUCCUAUUUCGACAUGAGAGCUCGCGGGGAGCCCACCAGAAUGUUGUUCGCUGCCGCUGGGAUAGAGUUUGAGGACGACAGGAUCCCUUUCGACAAGUGGCCCUCACUGAAAGGAACGACUCCCAUGGGUCAGCUGCCCGUCCUGGAGGUUGAUGGAGUGAAGUUGUGCCAGAGUAUGCCGAUCGCUCGCUUUGUGGCCAGGGAAACAGGAAUGGCGGGAAAGACCAACCUGGAGCAGGCUCAGGCCGACGCGUUUGUGGACGAGCUCAUCGAGAUGCUGCCCAAACUAUACGGCGUGGCCUUCGCUACUGACGAGGCGAAAAAGGCUGAGAUGGCAGCGGAGUUCGACAAGACGAUGUCCAGCAAGUUAGAAAGGUGCGAGAAGCUCAGCGGCUCAAACGGCUUUCUUGUUGGGAACAGCCUUCUCUGCUGUGACCUGGUUCUGCACACCGUGGCGUUUAACAUCGAGAACUACAAGCCGGGAACUCUGAAGGGCUACCCCAAACUGGCCAAGGUCAUGGCCAGCGUCAAUGCCAACCCAAAAAUCGCAGCUUGGAUCGCCAAGCGUCCGGACACCAAGUUCUAGUUCAAGGAACUGUUUUGACCCGAAUAGCUCUAUUCACAACUUGAAGCUGUGUGUCACUGAUCCACUGUGCACUGAAACAAGGCGGUCCCAAAUGUAGAAAAUUUGAUGAAAUUGUUCACGUAUGUUUUGACACGUCUUGGUCUGUACGAGGUACCAGCUAUGAGAUCUGCACCAUAGAGCAAUUGCAAAGUAAUUGUUAUUCUUCAUUUCAAGUGUGUAAUCCGCUCACCAACGGUUGUUGUAAAGAGUACGAAAUCAUGAUAGGUGAUUGAACGAAUAAACGAUUUACUGCAUAUCA
Molecule: messenger RNA, 1029 nt
Organism: Branchiostoma belcheri (Belcher's lancelet)
Lineage: Eukaryota; Metazoa; Chordata; Leptocardii; Amphioxiformes; Branchiostomatidae
Product: glutathione S-transferase 1-like
Exons: 5
Coding region: 126-731 (201 amino acids)
Biological process (GO): glutathione metabolic process
Molecular function (GO): glutathione transferase activity
Source: RefSeq, a predicted model, not a curated record